AUGGCGACGGUCGAUCUUUGCCAUGCUGUGGCAAGUCUGGUGUUCGCCCAUCCGAGUGCGGCACACGUCGUGGCGGCGGCGCUUGGCGCGGCCGUCGCUGCGGCGAUGGUGGCGGCCGCAGUUCGUACCUCCUUCGACGGCUCUCACGAUGCCGUCCACGAGGAGGUCAAGGCCAGGCUGGCCGUGGUGGAGCCAGCCCUCACUGAGCUGGCUAUGCGCACUGCGGGCCUGCACGUGGACAUGGGCUGCGGCGCGGACGGCCUCCCGCAGAAGUGCAAGGGAGGCCAGCCGGAGGCAGCGCAGCGGAGGCAAGUCCGAGGAGAGGGCCGCCCUGAGGCCGACGGAGGAGAGCUGCGAGUGCGAGGAGGGGCUUUCCAGCAAGGCAGCCUGCAGCAGGGCGCCGAGGGCGCAGACCAGAAGCAGGUCGAGGGCAAUGGAGUCGAGGAGGUCUGCCUGGAGCUCGAGGAGGCCGACGCGCAGGCCCGGCACAGCAAGACCACGCAAGGGAACGAGGAGAUGGCCGAGGAGGUCGCCUCGCUGCAGCUGGCGGUGGUUCCCGACUGUAUCGUCGACGACAGGGCCGAGGAGACGGUUUCGGUGUCGCAGCAGCUCGUGGCGCUCGUGCAGCUAGCGCGAAUGGUGCUGAGGCUGCAUGUCUUCGAGCUCGGGGUGCGGAGGCUCGUGCUCCUCAUGCACCCAGCCUGCUACUCGGCGUCGCGGAGGCUCGUGUUCCUCCUGUGGCCGUGGCGCAAGGCGGAUUCGCUCGGGAUGCGGGGGCUCGUGUUCCUCCUGCGUCCCGCCUGCUGCUCGGUGGCGCGGAGGUUCAUCUCCAGUGACAACCACAAUCUCAAGUACCUCGGCGUGACGGGGCUCGCACAGAUCGUGCAAGUGAACGCGUCGUACGCCGCCGAGCACCAGAUGGUGGUCGUCGACUGCCUGGAGGACCCGGACGAGACCCUGAAGAGGAAGACGCUGGACCUCUUGUUCCGCAUGACCAACCCGCAGAACGUGACCGUCGUGGUCGACAAGCUGACUUUCGCGCUCCGCACCAGCGUGGACGUCCACCUGCGCCGGGAGCUGGUGCAGCGCGCCGCGCCCUCGGCUCCUGGCUGGUGA
This is a messenger RNA of Prorocentrum cordatum, 1116 nucleotides long. The record is from the annotation of a GenBank genome assembly. Lineage: Eukaryota; Dinophyceae; Prorocentrales; Prorocentraceae.